GCAAUUGCUGCUGAAAUCCCGCGCUGAUAAAGAGCUGACUGACAAUGAAGGCAACACAGCCAAUCCUGAUGCAAGGAACCAGAGUGGCAAGACAGCGCUGAUGUACUCUGCUAUCCACGGCUCAGACGACAACGUGACGCUGCUCUUGACAUGGGGUGCUGACCGGAAUCUCUGUGACAGCAACGGCCGCGGAGCUCUGGAUUCUGCGAAGUCGAACGGGCACUGGAAAAUUGCACAGACGCUGCAAAACUGGACCAAUCGGGAAGCUGCGACACCUCGCAUGUCCUUUCUGCAGACUUCCAUGGAAAGCUUUCGGACCCUCCGAUCUCUGGUGCAGAGCCUCAGAAUCGAUGCAUGCGGCCGUGGCAGUUAA
Molecule: messenger RNA, 373 nt
Organism: Symbiodinium necroappetens
Lineage: Eukaryota; Dinophyceae; Suessiales; Symbiodiniaceae
Source: the annotation of a GenBank genome assembly